Molecule: messenger RNA, 2091 nt
Organism: Nymphaea colorata (pocket water lily)
Lineage: Eukaryota; Viridiplantae; Streptophyta; Magnoliopsida; Nymphaeales; Nymphaeaceae
Exons: 7
Coding region: 172-1812 (546 amino acids)
Source: RefSeq, a predicted model, not a curated record
GAUUGGAAGUUCGAUUGAAUAUCUGAUAUAUUUGCUCCAUUGGUUGUGAGCACUGCCAACCCGUUAGCGCGCUCCAUUCUUGCGACUGCGCCUCCACGACGGUUGGGAUUCUUGGGAACUUAAGAGCUGCCGGCUGGUAAAGCCAGCCAGCCAAGAGAGGGAGAGAGAAGGAUGGGAGCGUCCGAAUCGAGGCAGGAAGCGACACAGGACGUGACGAAGGACUUGGAGACGACGGUGGCGACGAUCUGCCACCUCCCAACUCUCCGGGAUGCCUUCACCCGACUCUGCCACGGCAACAACGACCAUCACCCUCCUCCUCAUUCUGAUGAUGCUAUUCUCUUGCAGACCCUCAAGGAUUGCUUCAGCUUUCGAUUCAAAAAAAUUGAGUCAAAAUCGCCAACGGAAGACCAUUUUCUGAAUUUGUUGAACAAUGUAGGGGAAGCCAUUGUUGACCUAUUUUUCACCUGUGAAAACGGGCAAGUUUCCUGGAUAGAGUUUCUAAAAGGCUAUAUCAGGUGUUGUGGAAGGGCUCCAGCGUCAGAAUCCCUUUGUAAUUUGUACAAGCUACAUGCCGAAGCAAGUAGAAAAGCAGGCAUGCCUUCAAAUUUGGACUUUGUUUCUGAUUCCGUCGACUGCAGGAUCAAUGGUUAUUUUAUGUUAAGGGAUGUGCUUACGCUUCUGUGGCUUUGUUGGAUCAUGAUGCAUGAUUCAAGGAUUUCAAAGCUAGAAGUGGUCUUGGCUCUACCGGAAGUGAACCACUUAUUGUGGUCAGUCAUAUUGUCGAACAAUGAUGUUGGUUCUGAAAUUAAACCUAUGGACCAGGGCAAUUUUGAUUUGUCGCAGCAGGUUUCCUUUGACAAGCUUCAUAAGUGGGCACUAACAGUGGUGCCUGGGCUUUCAAAUUGCUUUACCCAGUAUGUGAACGACAGAAUGCAAACAACUAAUUCAGUUGUGCAGCAGGCUGUCUUGGAACCUUGUACUCAAUCGACUAGUGAUUGCCCUCCUAAAGAGGAAAACUCUUCAUGUCUGCUGACAAGCGGACGUGCCUGGUCUAUAUCUCUUACUUUAAGAAACUUCUUUUGUGAAGAGUUAAUGGAAGCAUGUGUUUCUGGAGGAAUUCUUGGGACAUCUGAAAACCUUCUCUACCGGUCUUCUAUACAUGGGAAGGGGUUAAACAGAUUUUGGUCGAACAUUGACGGUUAUCAAGCACCAUUAUUGAUGCUGGUAGCUGCAAGUACCUCAGAUGCUCAUGAAGAUAAUAUUAGUUCAAGGCAAUGGGUUAUCGGUGUCCUUGUUCAGCAGGGCUUUGAAAAUAGAGAUGUAUAUUAUGGAAGCCCAGGAUUUAUUUAUGCUCUGCAUCCAAGUUUCCAUGCCUCUGGUUGGACAGGGAAAGAGAAGAACUUUGUUUGCAGCCAUCUGCGUGCUACACGAAGAGUAUAUGAAGCAAAUCCAAGACCUGUUGGAAUUGGAUUUGGAGGAAGUAUUGGAAACGAGAGAAUAUUUAUUGAUGAAGACUUGGCUCACAUUACUGUUCGUCACCAUGCAUUUGACAAAACUUAUCAACCAGGCUUUCUUGUGCCUAAUCAGGGCUUCCUGGCUGUUGAAGGAUCUGUUCUUGAUGUAGAAGUGUGGGGUCUGGGAGGUAAAUCUGCAAAGCAAGGUCAGGAUGCUUAUAAGAAAAGAGAAGGACUUUUCACUGAACAGAGGCGUAAGGUUGACCUUAAGACUUUUGGAAACUGGGAAGAUUCUCCCGAGAAGAUGUUGCUGGACAUGGUUUCUGAUCCUAACAAAAUCCAACGGGAAGAGCGCUAGUACCCUUUUCAUUGACCAUGCACAAGAAAAUUACUAUGCAAAUGAGCUUUGAUUCCGGAAUAUGAUCAGGUUGUAUCCAUCUCAUGGAAGUUUACCCUUUAAAUGUACAACUUUGUAGUAUAUGUACAAAACCAGGUAAGAUGUGCAAAUCAAUUUUGAGUGUUCCCCUAAAUGCCGACAUUUGUUUUAGGGGGAGACUGCAGGCUGAAAUACUAAGAAUCUAAGGAUAUGGUCCGUUAUAAGACUUGUAUUGGUCAAAUUGGCCUAUAUUGACCGUUA